Messenger RNA from Phalacrocorax carbo (great cormorant), 2722 nucleotides. Lineage: Eukaryota; Metazoa; Chordata; Aves; Suliformes; Phalacrocoracidae. The record is from RefSeq and is a predicted model, not a curated record.
GACCUUCAGACCGAAUUGCCAAAAUAAAAACAACGGGACGGAGGUACAUGGUACCUGCUGCUUUCCGCAGCUGGAAUGCGGCAGUGCCCACCAGCCCUGCUGCCGGAGCCCGGAGCCCAGCUCCCUGCACCUUGCUCUCUGCAGCUGGAGAAACAUCUGCAUGCUCUCUUUCCCAAGGACGCCUGGUGCCGGUCGCUGAGCUCCUGCCCCAGCUGUAAGGAGAGGGGACUAUUUCUGCUGGCUUUAUGUACGUGGCCUGGAUGGAGCCCUCCUCCACUGCCCUGGGGAAGACGAAGGGUAAUGCUCCUGGCUGACCUCAUCAAGCACGGCCGUGAGAGGAUAGGACAAACCAUCAAGGCCUCCGGCUCCAGACUCUGCUCGUAUGCUGAACGAGUUGCUUUUUUAAUGGAUCGUUCUCGGAGCCCGGACAAAAGCACCCAGCCUCCAACACCAACUGACAACAUCAACCUUGGACCUUCUGCUAACCCAAAUGCCAAGCCAACAGACUUUGACUUCCUGAAGGUUAUUGGCAAAGGAAGCUUUGGCAAAGUUCUUCUGGCCAAACGCAAGUGUGAUGGGACUUUUUAUGCUGUGAAAGUCUUGCACAAGAAAACCAUCCUGAAGAAAAAAGAGCAAAACCACAUCAUGGCAGAGCGCAAUGUGCUCCUGAAAAAUGUCAAGCACCCCUUCCUUGUGGGACUCCAUUACUCCUUCCAGACCUCAGAGAAGCUUUACUUUGUGCUUGACUAUGUAAAUGGGGGAGAGCUCUUCUUCCACUUGCAAAGGGAGCGCUGCUUCCGUGAGCCCCGGGCCCGAUUCUAUGCUGCAGAAGUCGCUAGCGCAAUUGGGUACCUGCAUUCCUUAAACAUCAUUUACAGGGACUUAAAACCUGAGAACAUCCUCCUGGAUUGUCAGGGACACAUAGUAUUGACGGACUUUGGACUCUGCAAAGAAGGAAUGGAGCAAGAGGAGACAACUUCUACUUUUUGUGGCACUCCUGAGUACUUGGCUCCUGAGGUGCUAAAAAAGCAGCCGUAUGACAGGACAGUAGACUGGUGGUGCCUGGGAGCUGUUCUCUAUGAGAUGCUGUUUGGUCUGCCUCCAUUUUACAGCCGGGAUGUGUCUCAAAUGUAUGACAACAUUCUGCACAAGCCACUCCAGAUCCAAGGAAGCAAGACUGUAGCAGCUUGUGACAUCCUCCAGGGACUUCUCCACAAGGAUCAGAAGAGGAGGCUGGGUGCCAAGACAGACUUUCUUGAGAUAAAGAACCACGUAUUCUUCAGCCCAAUAAACUGGGAUGACUUGUACCACAAAAGGAUUACUCCUCCAUUUAACCCCAAUGUGGCCGGUCCAGCUGAUCUGCGACACUUUGAUCCAGAGUUCACCCAAGAAGCGAUCUCCACCUCCAUCACCCACACACCUGACCUAGCAGCCAGCAGCUCCAGUGCCUCAGAUGCGUUUUUAGGGUUUUCUUAUGCACCAACUGAAGAGGACAUCUAGGUUUUAUAAAGGCUUUGAGAAGCCAGAUUUUAACUGAUUGGGUUUUAUGUUUGGGGUUGUUUUUUUCUUUUUCCUGAAAGGACUGGCACUGUCCUUUGCUCAUGGUUUAAGGAGAUUGGGAUUAAUACACUAACGGCUGGGAUGCAACAGAGCUCUUAACUCUUGCUGUUUGGUGGAUUUCCCUCUAAAUGACUUCCUCUGACAUGGAAAGUGGGACACUGAUGAUUAUUAUUUCCCCCCUGAGUAUCUUGUGCUACUUAGCAGGAUUGAAUUCACUCUGUGGCUGUAUUUAUGGCAGAGGUGUGUACUAUCAUUCACAUCAGCAGCUCUGUCCCUCUAACUGGCCACGUUUUGUUUUUUUUUUGUGUGUGGAGCUAACGCUGCCCAGCUAUGUCCAACUGCUUUGCCCCUGUAACAGAGAAGGGAAAAACUCUUCACGCUUCCUUCUUUUAAGCAGACUGUCACUUAUGCCACUCAAACUGUUUCACCUUUGGAGUAAUAACUGUUGCUGCAGUUCUGAAAAUCCUGAACUGAGCUGUGGCCUUUCAUGCCAGCCAGGCCCUCCCUACAGUGAGCGGAUCAUCCCUCUCUGGGCCAGCAUUGGGAUGCUGCUGAAGCAACAAGAAGGCUGUUAUGGAAUAGCCAGUGUGUGUGAGAAAAUCGCGGAUUAAAAGGGGUGGGGGAGAGGCCAAAGGGCUCGGGCAAAAUCAAAAUAACCUUACGGCCAAAACCUGCUGGGGGUGAAGGGGUCUUUUCACAGCCUGUGUGUGGUUUACCAGAGGCACACCACCACCACUGCGAUGAGCACGAUCCAGGGCGCUGCAGCGCACGGGACCGCACGCAGCGAGGGGAGCCUGAGCCUGGCUCCACACCCCGGAGAGGGAGCAGCAGCCAUCCUCCUCCUCUUCCAGGCUCUGGCGCCUGCCUGAAACUGCCUGUCACUGAUGUAGAAGUUAUUUAUUCUGCCUUAACUUAAAUGCUUGUAUAGCCACUGAAUGUCACUUUACACUUUUUAUUUUUUAAAGUUAUUUUGCUGUGUUGCUGUGUGGAGGAGAAAGGGGGCGAAGGGCUUUGAACUGCAGCACAAGAAUAAACAACCUGUUCAUGCUGUUGGGAAGCUUGUGCUGGAACAACUUUUUUUUUUUAAUUGGACUUAAUCUUGUACCUAUUGAAGUCAUCAGAACUGUGAUAUGGUUUAUAUUAAAGUGCAUACACUGGUGUA